This is a messenger RNA of Schistocerca americana (American grasshopper), 2651 nucleotides long. RefSeq lists its product as uncharacterized. Lineage: Eukaryota; Metazoa; Arthropoda; Insecta; Orthoptera; Acrididae. The coding region runs from base 1 to 978 and encodes 325 amino acids. The transcript is spliced from 2 exons. The record is from RefSeq and is a predicted model, not a curated record.
AUGAGCGCGCAGCUGCAGCAGACCUUCCGCAGGGAGGUGUUCGUCUACUCGCGCGCGCUGCCGGACGCGGAGGCGGCGCUGCGCGCGGCGGAGGGCGAGUCGUUCCGGCCGGUGGCGGCGCGCUGCCUGCUGUCGGGCGACGCGCUCGCGCUGGAGGACCUGUCGGCGGCCGGCUUCCGGCUGGCGGCGGGCGGCGCCUCGCUGGACCUGCCGCACUGCGCGCUCGUGGCCCGCGCCGUGGCGCGCCUGCACGCCGCCUCCGCGCCGCUCGUCGACCGCGAGCCCUACGUCGGCGAGCUGUUCCGCGACUCCGCCUUCUUCAACGAGGCGUCGCGCCCCGACAUGCAGCACUUCACCGAGAAGAACAUGCUCGCCGUAGCCGAGGCGCUCGACGCCGUGCCCGGUUUCGCCGGGUACGCGCAGAAGUACCGCCAGCUGGCCGUCAAGAUCUUCGACCGGCUGCUCGCUCUGCACCGGGACCAGGAGGGCCGCAUGCGAGUGCUGCUGCACGGCGACCUCUGGCGGAACAACCUCAUGUUCCGCUACUCCGACGGCCGGCCCGUCGACGUCAGAUUGGUCGACUUCCAGAUGGCGUACGUUGGCUCUCCAGCUCAAGAUCUGCAGUUCUUCCUGUACGGGAACGCGAGCGAGGAGGUACACCGCAACAGCAUGGAGUACCUGCUGUCGGAGUACCACUGCGUGCUGCAGUCGACGCUGAGCGCGAUGGGCGAGCACGAGCGGGCGGCGUCCUACCCGCUGGAGCAGCUGCGCCGCGACAUGGACGACCACGCGCUGCUCGGCCUCUACUGCGCCUGCAACGCCAUGGGCUUCACGCUGGCGCCCAGCGGCUCCGCCAACGCCAUCGCCACCAACGCCACCAACAGCCCCGCCGUGCACCGCAGGGUCUUCACCAACCCCGCGCUUCUCUCCUACAUUAAACACGUCACGCCCAUCUUCGAGAGCAAGGGGCUCCUCUGACACGCAUCCUACCAUAAUCCUCUCGCUUAUAGCUGAAACGAGGGCGAAGACAACGAGAACUAACCACGACGUCGCCAGUUUGUCACGGAUGUGCGAUGCUUGCUCUCUGCAGCAAGGCGCGCACGUGCUGCAGGAGGCUAUGGCAGUGGUGGGUGAUGAGUUAGUGAGUGCGCGUUUUGGUAAGAGCGUCUGGUCGCCACUUAAACACAUACACUAGAAGAAGAUAUCCAAAUUCAUCUCCUUCUUGUAGAUGUGAUCCCAUCAUCCAGUCUUCUGUCUCCUCGACUCAUGCGUCGAUCUUCAUCUCCGUACAUCAACCUCCUCACUGAUCUUUGCCUGUCACUUUACUUUCAUCACUUUGCUGUUCUUUCCAGAGCCAACUUAGCCAUUCGUGGUUACCUUAGCACAUGUCCGACUAAUCUGUCUCUUCUUUUAGCGUGUGUUUCUUCUGAAUUCUUUGUCUGUUACUACUAAUAUCUUUUCAUUUCGUAGAAUACCUGAUUUUGUCCGUUAAAAACGGUUUUAUGAAAGCCUGUGACUGAAAAUAAAUAACUUUUCUGCUACCAGUCAUAGUUUUCUUUUAUCCAUAUUUUACACGACGCUUUUCGGGAGAUGAUUCCCAUUUUCAAGGGCAGUUUGUCUGUGUACUACGACAUUUUUACGUAACGUUUUUCGUGUGUGAGGUUCUCCUUUGUUUUGUCGACUUUGCUGCAAUCUAUAAAAAACGCGCCGUUUUUAGUUGGUUAUCGGUUUUUAUAUGUAGUUAGUGGCGAAAUUUGGAAGAACUUAAACGUACAGUUUUCUAAAAGCGUAAUUGUAACUGUUUAUACAAGUUGUUUUCGAUUAAUAAUGUGCACGGAAAAUUGUGGGCGGUGUUUAAAAAAAGACAUGUGUGAGACUGUUCACAAAUGGACCAUAAGAAAACUGAAAGCACAAGUUCCUCCAAAUAUCGCCAAUAGCUACAUAUUAAAAUCGAUAACCAACUAAAAACUGCAUGUUUUUUUUAUAUUACAUUAAAGUCAACAAAACGAAGUACCUCACACAUCAAAACAUUACUUAAAAAUGGCAUAGCACAUAAAGAAAACGCAUUUUUAUAAACAAACCCAUCGUGGAAUACCGAUCGGUUUCACAACAAAAUCACUUUAAAAAUGUAACAUUGGGCUUUCAAAUCUGAUAUUCAGCUGCCCCUUCCGAGAUGUUUAAUAUGGACUUCACUGACUGAGCAGUCUUUUUUAGAGCUUUGAGUGUUUUUGAUUCCGUCCAGCACCUCUUUCCCCCACAUUUCAGUCUCCUCGUCCCUCCACGAAUCCAUGCCUAUUAUGUCUUCCACAAACUGUGUACGUAUUUCGAUAUUUGACGCUCUUACAAUUUACACUUCCAUUACAUCUUCAUAUUAAACCUUUGCGAUAUUGCGCCAUCCGUUCAAGAAGACAUACUUUUCAAUAAAAUUUUUUUGCUCUGUCAUAAGAAAAACGUUUAAAUUUUUCGGCCACUGUUAUAACGAACUGAAACGUAGAACAUUGAGGAAGGUGCUGUGGUCAAUGUCCCAGAAGACUUUCAUUGAAACUGUCAACAGCUGUGGAACAUUAUGGUCAUGUAAAUGUUAGAAUUAUUACUUUACCUGUUAUCCAGUUCAAGAUUGCACUGUACUACGGCACAAGCUUGUAGUAAUA